Messenger RNA from Chaetomium fimeti, 3406 nucleotides. RefSeq names its product GNAT acetyltransferase 2-domain-containing protein. The coding region runs from base 38 to 3235 and encodes 1065 amino acids. Gene Ontology annotation, biological process: rRNA acetylation involved in maturation of SSU-rRNA. Gene Ontology annotation, cellular component: nucleolus; 90S preribosome. Lineage: Eukaryota; Fungi; Ascomycota; Sordariomycetes; Sordariales; Chaetomiaceae. Gene Ontology annotation, molecular function: tRNA binding; 18S rRNA cytidine N-acetyltransferase activity; ATP binding. The transcript is spliced from 5 exons. The record is from RefSeq and is a predicted model, not a curated record.
GAUCGUUCUCAGUCCGGAUCAGCCAAUAGUCGCGAUCAUGUCGACCCAAAAAACAGUAGAUUCACGGAUUCCCACCCUCAUCCGCAAUGGCCUCCAAGAGAAGAAGCGCAGCUUCUUCGUCGUGGUCGGCGACCGUUCGAAGGAUGCCAUUGUGCAUCUGUACUACAUCAUGUCCAGCAUGGACGUGAGGCAAAACAAGUCGGUUCUAUGGGCGUAUAAGAACAAACUCCUCGGGUUCACAAGUCACCGGAAGAAGCGGGAGACCAAGAUCAAGAAGGAGAUCAAGCGAGGGACACGCGAGGCCAAUUCCGAGGACCCCUUCGAGCUUUUUAUCUCGCUCCAUGACAUCCGCUAUGUCUACUACAAGGAGACCGACAAAAUCUUGGGAAACACAUAUGGCAUGUGCAUUCUACAAGACUUCGAGGCUAUGACUCCCAACAUCCUUGCUCGAACUAUCGAAACUGUCGAGGGUGGAGGCUUGGUCGUAUUGUUGCUUAAGGGCAUGAACAGCUUGAAGCAGCUAUACUCCCUUUCCAUGGACGUCCACUCGCGGUACCGGACCGAGGCCCACGACGACGUCGUUGCGAGGUUUAACGAGCGCUUCAUUCUAUCGCUCGGCGGUUGCGAAUCCUGUCUCGUGAUCGAUGACGAGCUCAACGUUUUGCCGAUAUCAGGCGGAAAGGGCGUGAAGGCUCUCCCACCACCAGACGAGGACGAGCCCAAGAGUGCGGCGACGCAGGAGCUGGAAAAGAUGAAGGAUUCCCUCCAAGACACCCAGCCGAUAGGCUCUCUUGUCAAGCUGGCUCGCACGACGGAUCAGGCGAAGGCCUUGCUCACAUUUGUGGAUGCCAUUGCGGAGAAGACGUUGCGGAACACCGUCACCCUGACGGCUGCGCGUGGUCGCGGCAAAUCGGCAGCCAUGGGUGUUGCUAUCGCAGCUGCUGUCGCGUACGGGUACAGCAACAUCUUCAUCACUUCGCCAUCGCCAGAAAACUUGAAGACGUUGUUCGAGUUCGUGUUCAAGGGCUUCGAUGCGCUCGACUACAAAGACCAUGCCGAUUACUCCAUUAUUCAAUCUACGAAUCCCGACUUCAACAAAGCCAUUGUCCGGGUCAACAUCCACAGGAAUCAUCGGCAGACCAUCCAGUACAUCCGCCCCCAGGACAGCCAUGUCCUGGGACAGGCCGAACUGGUGGUCAUUGAUGAAGCGGCGGCUAUUCCCUUGCCUCUGGUGAAGAAGUUGAUGGGGCCGUAUUUGGUGUUCAUGGCCUCAACAAUCAGCGGUUAUGAGGGCACCGGCCGGUCGCUCUCGUUGAAGCUAAUUAAGCAGCUGAGGGAACAAUCUCGGGCCGGCGCCAAUCCGGGCAGCGGCGGUGCGGUCGAAGUCGAUAGGUCGAGCGGACGGGCGACCAAGGAGACCGUCGCAGUGGGCGGACGGUCGCUCAAGGAGAUCACUCUCUCCGAGCCCAUCCGUUACGCACAGGGGGAUAAAGUGGAAAAGUGGCUGAACACACUCCUCUGCUUGGAUGCGACACUGCCGAAGUCCAAACUCAGCACUCAGGGAUGCCCGGACCCUUCGCAGUGUGAGCUGCUGCAUGUUAACCGCGACACGCUUUUCUCCUUCCACCCAGUCUCGGAGAAGUUCUUGCAGCAGAUGGUCGCGCUCUACGUUGCAAGCCACUACAAGAACUCUCCGAACGACUUGCAGCUCAUGAGCGAUGCGCCGGCGCACGAACUGUUCGUCCUCACCGGCCCAAUUGUCGAGGGCCGCUUGCCGGAGCCUCUAUGUGUGAUACAGGUGUCGUUGGAAGGCAAGAUCAGCAAACAGAGCAUCCUGAACAGCCUGGGCAGAGGCCAACAACCUGCCGGUGAUUUGAUUCCGUGGCUGGUCAGCCAACAAUUCCAGGACGACGAGUUCGCUUCCCUAUCGGGCGCUCGAGUCGUCCGAAUCGCAACGAACCCCGAGUACAUGUCCAUGGGGUACGGCUCGAAGGCGCUUCAGCUUCUAGUCGAGUACUACGAGGGGAAAUUUGCCGAUCUUUCGGAGGAUGGAGGCAAAACCUUGCAGCGGUCCAUUCCCAAGGUUACAGAUGCCGAGCUUGCAGAAGCCAGUCUCUUUGAUGACAUCAAGGUUCGGGACAUGAACGAGCUGCCACCGCUUUUCGCUAAGCUGGCAGAGCGCCGGCCCGAGAAACUUGACUACGUGGGUGUCAGCUACGGCCUGACUAGUCCGCUACACAAAUUUUGGAAACGGGCCUCGUUUGCCCCAGUCUACCUAAGGCAAACCGCGAACGAGCUCACGGGUGAACACACGUGUGUUAUGAUCCGGCCGCUCCAAGACGGGAACGACCCGAGCUGGCUUGGUGCGUUCGCCAACGACUUCCACCGCCGUUUCCUAUCCCUCCUCUCAUACAAGUUCCGCGAAUUCCACCCUGGCCUCGCGUUGGCCAUCGAGGUAUCGUCAAACGCGGGCGCUCAGUUGGAUCCGUCCACGGCUCCGGUUGCGCUCAGCAAGGUUGAUUUGGAUGGGUUUCUGACGCCAUUCGACCACAAGCGUCUCGAGUCGUAUGCCAACGGGCUGCUCGACUACCACGUCGUAUUGGACCUCAUGCCGACGAUCGCGCAGCUGUACUUUAGCGGCCGGCUACCGCUGAGCGGCAACCUCACUGAGCUGCAACGGUCGAUUUUGCUGGCCAUCGGCAUGCAGAGGAAGGAGCUUGAAACUGUCUCUGAAGAGAUGGGGGUCUCGUUCUCGCAGCUUCUGGCGAUUUUCAUCAAGGUGAUGCGGAAGAUCUCGUCACAGCUUGGCUCACUGGUUACCGGGGCCAUCGCGGCCGAGAUGCCGGACCCGAGCAAGGUCGGUGUGAGCCGGGAAAACGCGGCCGGGAUGCAUGACGACGAGGUAGUCGACAACAAGUACGCGCCUAUCGAGACCAGGCUUGAGGACGAGCUUGAGGAGGGGGGCGACGAAGCGAUGAGUGAGCUUCGGGCGAAGCAGAGGGAGCUUAUCGACUCGCUCCCACUGGACCAGUACGAGAUCGGAGGCGACAAGUCGGCGUGGGAGGACGCGGAGAAGCGGGUGCAGCAGGCGGCCAAGAGCGGGAAGGGUAACCCGCUUGUGAGUGUCAAGACGAAGGUAAAGCGCAAGGCUGAGGAGGCGGAUGGGCAUGAGGAAAAGGGUGGCGACAAGGGGCACUCGAAGUCCAAGAAGGCGAAGCGGGAGAAGAAGAGGUGAGGCGAGACCGUGUGUUAUUGAUAAGAUAUACGGCUGUUUUACUACUAGCCGAAAAGAUACCCAAGCCUGGAGUAGGCUUCUCAUCUGAUUCGCCCUUGGGUGAAUGAAGGUUGACUGUGCGAAUCGAUGGCAGACCACAGUAAGACUUGGGACCGAUGAGUGGGGUUUAUG